ACACACCUGGGGACACACGCUACUCCGGGAGGUGAUUUGCGACUUAGCCAGGCCCCCAAGGUUGGGCUGCUGUACGGAGAAAGUCUGCCCAGGUCCACAUCCGAGCCUUCAUCGUUUGUCCUCCGGGUUCUGCGGUCCUGCUGGAAGAGGGGAGCUUCUACAAUGGGAGUUGCCACAGCCCCGCCGCCCCCCACCACCUCCAAAACCCUACAGAAGCAGUAUCUAGAAGCAGUGGGCGCCUACCAAUAUGUGCUCACUUUCCUCUUCAUGGGCCCUUUCUUCUCCCUUCUUGUCUUUGUCCUCCUCUUCACAUCACUCUGGACCUUCUCUGUUGUUUACUUGGUGUGGCUCUACGUGGACUGGGACACACCCAACCAAGGUGGAAGGCAUUCGGAGUGGAUAAGGAACCAGGCAAUUUGGAGACAACUAAGGGACUAUUAUCCUGUCAAGCUGGUGAAAACGGCAGAGCUGCCCCCGGAUCAGAACUACGUGCUAGGCGCCCACCCUCAUGGGAUCAUGUGUACAGGCUUCCUCUGUAAUUUCUCCACCGAGAGCAAUGGCUUCUCCCAGCUCUUCCCAGGGCUCCGGCCUCGGUUAGCUGUGCUGGCUGGCCUCUUCUACCUCCCGGUCUAUCGCGACUACAUCAUGUCUUUUGGACUCUGUCCCGUGAGCCGCCAGAGCCUGGACUUCAUCCUGUCCCAGCCCCAGCUCGGGCAGGCGGUGGUCAUCAUGGUGGGGGGUGCGCACGAGGCCCUGUAUUCAGUCCCCGGGGAGCACUGCCUCACGCUCCAGAAGCGCAAAGGCUUCGUGCGCCUGGCGCUGAGGCACGGGGCAUCCCUGGUGCCCGUGUACUCCUUUGGGGAGAAUGACAUCUUUAGACUUAAGGCUUUUGCCACAGGCUCCUGGCAGCAUUGGUGCCAGCUCACCUUCAAGAAGCUCAUGGGCUUCUCUCCUUGCAUCUUCUGGGGUCGCGGCCUCUUCUCAGCUACCUCCUGGGGCCUGCUGCCCUUUGCUGCGCCCAUCACCACUGUGGUGGGCCGCCCCAUCCCGGUCCCCCAGCGCCUCCGCCCCACCGAGGAGGAAGUCAAUCACUAUCAUGCCCUCUACAUGAAGGCCCUGGAGCAGCUCUUUGAGGAGCACAAGGAAAGCUGUGGGGUCCCCGCUUCCACCUGCCUCACCUUCAUCUAGGCCUUAUGCUGAGCCCCUGAGCCUAAGGCACUGAGACCUCCAUCCACUGUGGACUCCAUGCCUCCAAUAAAAGGUAGUUCUGGGCCCAGCGCAAUGCCUCAUGCCUAUAAUCCCAGUACUUUGGGAGGCCGAGGUGGGAGGAUCGCUUGAGCCCAGGAGUUGAAGACCAGCCUGGGCAACAUAGUGAGACUUCAUUUCUACAAAAA
This is a messenger RNA of Mandrillus leucophaeus (drill), 1394 nucleotides long. RefSeq names its product monoacylglycerol O-acyltransferase 3 (gene MOGAT3). Gene Ontology annotation, cellular component: endoplasmic reticulum membrane. The record is from RefSeq and is a predicted model, not a curated record. The transcript has 7 exons. Gene Ontology annotation, biological process: triglyceride biosynthetic process. Lineage: Eukaryota; Metazoa; Chordata; Mammalia; Primates; Cercopithecidae. Bases 163 to 1188 code for a protein of 341 amino acids. Gene Ontology annotation, molecular function: diacylglycerol O-acyltransferase activity.